CGAGAAGUAUCAGCGGGCGUCCCUCAGCCAGCAGGACGACCGCGCGUUGCUUCUGGCGCUCCUACCGGAGGGCGCGGCGACGGUAGAGCGGCGGAACGUGUACAAGUACUUCCAGGAGAGGAAGCAAGUCCAGGUGUUCCAGAACAAAAGCUACUCCGAAAUUCUGGAAAUCUACGCGCGACUGCGAAACUUUUCGAAACUGCAGAAGGAGGCGAUGUUUCUGUACCACGAGGUGGUCUUCGAGGGGAAGAAUUUGUCGAUCACGAAGAAGAUAUCAAGUGUAAAAAUGUCUGGGUCUGGAAGAUUUCGACAUUUGUCAUGCACAUUUUGCAUGACUCCUGAUGUCUGUGAUGCAUGCCCUAGCAUCAGAAAUUUUUUGAGGGCUUUCUGAUGCGUAUCCUGCAUGACAAAUGCCCUCUCCGUGUAGCACAAAAUCGAAUCCUCUUGCUAGUCAUGCAACACAGAUUUUCCUAGAAUCCGAAGACAGCAUCAGAAGUUGCAUCCUUCCAGACCCAGACAUUUUUACAAUCCAUAGAAGAGGCAGAUGUACGAAGAGUCCGUCAACCAGUGGUUCUGGACCGGCAUCUAUUGUGGAGAAAAAUCCUCCCUCCCCAUAUUAAAGAGGUAUGUUUCAACAUCUAAAAAAUUUGUGAUGCUGAUUUGUGGCCACAAAUCCUGUCUCUCUUGCAAGAAGGCAAAUCCAAAAAAUCCGCCGCUUAAUGGAGACGAUUUGUAAUGCUGUUGCACCUACAUGGCAGGCCUCUGCUAUGCUAAGCGCCUACAACAAAACACCCCUACGCAGGCUGAGGCUUUGCCUGUGGUGCCUCACUGCAAGACAGGGCUGAUUUGUGUACACAAAUCGAGCAACAGAAGUUUCCGCUUCAAUAUGUGGAGGGGAGAUUUUUCACUUUGAUAGCAUCUUGACGCAAUUGCGGUAUCACAAGUACUGGAGCCUGAACAGAUUACGGAGGAAGGUCGAGGAAGCGGAACGGGAACAGCAGACGAGAGCAUCAACUGCAAAAAAGACCGGCAGAAAUAAUACCGACAUUCUGAACAACUUCGCUGCUCCUGUGGAGGAAGUAAGCGCGAGGACCGUCUCUGUCCCACUUCCGCAGGAGUUGCAGGAGGAGUUCGGUACAACCGGUGCUGCCGCCGAGUUGGAGGAGUCUACGGACGAGGAAGCGGCACUGCACGAGGAUUUUAUGCAGGAUUUCUUUCAGGAAGAAGACCCGGAGGAAGUGCGGCGGCGCGAGAGGAAGAAGCGAAAGAAAAGAAAACGACGCGAAAAAGAAUUAUUACUGCAGCGCCGGCGAGAACAAGAACUGGACGAGGUCUUUACGGGUGGCAAUAUGUUGUUCCCAACUUCUGCGGGCGGCCUAGGCGUCACCACCGCUGCGGCAGUGACCGCGACGGGACUCGUAUCCUCCUCGGGACAGAACAGCACGAGAGGCGGAGUUCUUGGGUUUCAAGAUGGCGAUGAUGAUGUCGAUAUGCUGGCGGAACCAGGAAGAACCGAGGGCAAUAUGCUGUUGCCAGGAGAAGAUAAAAAUAAACAGAUUUUAUUGCAACCGCAUCAACCUGCUGACCUUCACGACGACGAGAGCGAGAAGCAGGAGCUCGCCGCUUUGCGCGACAAGAUGCAAAAGUCCUUCGACGGGGUGGAGGAUGCGAAGCGCAUGAAGCUCGCCGGGGCAGAAACAGCAGAAGUGAAAAAUUUGCUGGUCGGCGGCGCGACUACUGGUACGGGUACCCACGUCGACUCAGUUGACCGACAACUUCACGACCCGUCAGAGGAUGUGGGUAUGAUGAAUGCAGAAAAAGAGAACACCGAUGCCCUCCCCGAGUUUUUGGAAGAGGAGUUGUCGAAGGAAAGGAGCAAACCCGGCGAUCGCACGAACCGCUCCUCCACAUCGUCCGCGUCCUCUACUUCGUCAGAAGAGAUGAAUUCUUCGCCCAGGAGCCAGGAGGAUUCCUUCCCCGGCCAGGAGGGCGAUUCAUUCCCGAAGAAGCGGCGCGUGAUGCGAGUGGUAACGCUGAAAGAGGGGUCGACGCUCGUCGACGACUAUGAUAAUCUGGAGGCGAACGACAGCGGCAAGAGGAAGAAGAAGGUGUUGGUGUCCUAUCAGUACAUCUUUGACGACAACAUCGACAAAUACCUCCAGCUCCGGGACAUGGACCGCAAAAAGAAGUUCGAGCGGCCGUUUCUGGAACUCCAAAAAUUGCCCAUGUUCAAGGACCUGCAUCUCCAGCAAGUUGGCAACGGAAAUUCUAUGUAUCCGCAGAUGGCUACUGGUGAACAAGCGACUACACUGGCUCGUACAACUAGUGGCCCCGCCAACAUGUCGUCGUCGCAGGCUGUACGAUUUCCAAAUCAGCAAACGCCAGGUACUAUGACUAGUUCUUUCGCCGAGGGGGCCGCAGCAGCAGGGUCAACUACGGGGUUUGCACCGCAACCGCAAGGAUCAUCUCAGCAGCAAUUUUUAUCCGGAACAGCAGCAGCAGCAGAAGUUCCGUAUCCAGACCCACUCGGAGGUACUUUCUCGUCCGAGACGACAGCUGCACUUCUACGCGCAGCCGCGCUCCCGGCCGUGCGGGCACGGGAAAAGGCGGAUUUCGAAUGUGCGGAACGCAUCGAUGGCAGCAAGGCGGACGUGCCGCGGGACCAGCGGUACGUGAAACGCCGGGAGCGGGGGGAGGAGAAGCGGAAGCAAAAAUUGGUCGAGAAGGAGGAGCAGCGAAAACGCGGGAACCACGCGUGGCAGCUGUCGCGGUACCAGAAGAAGACGUGGCUGAGAAAUCUGCAGCUCAAGUUCCCGACCAACACGAAAUGGCUGGGAAAGCCCGGCAAAGAAGCCCAGUGGCAGGACGCGCGGGCGUUGCGCGCGGCCGCGGCGGCCGCAGCAGAGAAGGAAGAUUUGCACAAAGCAGGUGGAGCUGGAGGUACGCGUAGUACGACAGGUCGAAAGAAUAGCACACAUAAUUUCAUCGGAAAAGAAGUACCACCUGGACAAACAAGUAGCAGUGCAUUACCCUUUGCAGUAGAACAACAAGCGAUGUUGAACCGAGCAGCUGCGCGGACCGGCAGAACACGGACAGAUUCGGGCUUGAUCCAGUUGAAAAAGCAUUACCAGGAGAGGUCCGACGUGGAAGAUGAAAUAUCAUUAUCAGGACAGCAUCUUCGACAAGAAACAGACGGAAAAGAUGCAGAGAAACGCUUUGAUCCUGGCUCGAGAUUUGAGGGCGACGAUAAUCUAGCCAUGGACGGUCCUUUUCACCAUGCUGAUUCCACGAUGCAGCGCAAGUACAGCGAACGCAAGUACAGUUCCUCUUUCAAUAACCUCGAAGAAGUAUAUGGGAAUGAAGACCUGUUGACCGCUGGAGGUCAUAUCCAAGAAGGAGGCGAGCAAAAUUAUGGGUCGUUAUUUCCGGCACACGGAGGUUUCGCUGGCGCUGGUGCUCCGGGACUUGUUCUUCCUCAACAAGAACUACAAGGUUCCUCUUCGCAGCAACAAUUCUUCGGUUCUUCCUCCGCGUCCUCGGCAGAUGUCCAUCUUCGACAAGCCGGCGGAAAUGUGGAUUCCUUUGGUAUUUUCGGUGCGCCGCAAACGCAAGUCCAAGUCAACAAUCCCAUGAUGAACCUGGAUGAAAUUAAUGCGGGACAUCCACAAGCCGGGAGCUUUAACUUUUACAGUCGCGCGCCGGACGAGGUAGGUGACAAAAUGGAGGACAACGAGGCGGAAAAUUCCUCGGCCAGCAGCUCCGAUGCCAAGGACCGAGCCUUCUACAAAGCAAUGCGGGGUGCGGGCCGGGAAGGGGGCAGAAGAUGAAAAAGACGAGCUUCUAGAGUUAAAACAUUAGUUAUAGUGACAUGCUUGGACAACUUGCAGCAUUCGCGACAAAUGCGAGGACAUCUUCAAACCUAAGAAUCCACACGAAAUCAAGAACGAUGACACGCGACCAUUAAUACUCCUGAGAAUCAACACGUUAGUAGUUGUACAGAUAAACUACAAGCGAUUGCAGCAUUAACAGAAAAGCUUAAGCUUCAACACAUUUCUUUUGUCUUCGAUCGAAACCGUCUCUUCGCCAAGGACCGAUCGAGCUUUUAGACAUGUGUAGUGUGAUCAAGCGGCCUGCCGUC
Molecule: messenger RNA, 4138 nt
Organism: Amoebophrya sp. A120
Lineage: Eukaryota; Dinophyceae; Syndiniales; Amoebophryaceae
Source: the annotation of a GenBank genome assembly